UGUGAACUUCUGCUCACCUUCGACUUUAUUUUAAAACACAUCUCUUGCUUCAGACAACAAAUGGGCAUCAAAGGUGACCUGUGUGUGAAAUGGCUCCUGUGCCAUUUUGCGCUCAUCACAGUUUUCACUGAGAGAGCGUUUGGACAGAUCCGCUACCCCAUUCCAGAGGAGCUGGAACACGGGGCUUUCGUGGGAAAUAUAGCGGAGGAUUUGGGGUUGGAUUUGGAUAAACUGUCUAUGCGCAGAUUUCGGAUAGUUUCCGGCUCCAAGAAGCAAUACGUGGAGGUGAAUUUGGAGAACGGUGUCCUGUUUGUCAAUGAGAGAAUUGAUCGAGAGGAACUGUGCGAACAGAGUUUAUCCUGUUCUUUCCACCUGCAAGUUGUGAUAGAAAACCCACUGGAGCUGUAUAGAGUGGAGAUCGAGAUUCUGGACGUGAAUGAUAACUCUCCCAGCUUUCCCUGGACAGAGAUCAACCUUGACAUAUCCGAAUCUGCUGCGCCAGGAUCGCGUUUCCCUCUGGAGAGCGCGCAGGACAUGGACGUGGGAUCCAACUCGCUGCGCACCUACUUACUGAGCGUAAACGAACAUUUCAACUUAGACAUCCAGACGCGGAGUGACGGUAGUAAAUUCGCAGAGCUGGUCCUACAAACACCGCUGGAUAGAGAGCAGCAGAGCGCCCAUCAGAUGGUGCUCACGGCGGUGGACGGAGGUGCGCCAGAGAGGUCAGGCACUGCGCAAAUCUACAUCACUGUUCUGGACGCGAACGACAACGCGCCCGUGUUUGAUCAAUCGUUUUACAGAGUGAGGCUCGCCGAAAACGCACCAAAAGGUACAGUGAUAAUAAACCUCAACGCUUCUGACCAAGACGAGGGACCAAACGCAGACAUUAAUUACUCCUUUAGUGGCCACGCUCCGUUAAAGGUGCGCCAGCUUUUCAGCGUGGAUCCACGCACGGGAGAAAUAAAAGUAAAAGGAGUGAUCGACUACGAGAAAGCAAGGAUGCAUGAAAUUUACGUGCAAGCGAAAGAUAAAGGUCCCUCUGCCGUGGCGGUGCACUGCAAAGUGCUUGUGAACGUCUUGGAUAAGAAUGACAACCUGCCUGAGGUGAUCUUGACCUCAGUGUCCACACCUGUGCAAGAGGACGCGCCGCCAGGGACCGUUAUAGCUGUUAUCAGUGUGAUGGAUAAAGACUCGGGUGAAAAUGGGAAUGUGGACUGCGAGAUCCCGCAUCACAUCCCGUUUCAGCUUCACUCAUCCUUCAAGAACUACUACACCUUAGUAACCUCUGACUUUCUAGACAGAGAGGCGGUGGCAGAUUAUAACAUCACUGUCACUGCAAGAGAUAUGGGUUCUCCUCCUUUAUUUACAAGGAAGACCAUCUUCGUCCAAGUCUCUGAUGUGAAUGAUAAUGCCCCUAAUUUUAAGCAACCCUCUUAUACUGUUUAUCUGACAGAGAAUAACGCACCAGGCGCAUCAAUCUGCUCUGUGAUUGCAACGGACCCAGACUCAGGUCAGAAUGCGUAUUUAUCAUAUUCCAUACUAGAGGGGGACAUAAAGGGAAUGCCUGUUUCCACAUAUGUAUCUAUAAACUCGGACAACGGGAACAUUUACGCACUGCGCUCAUUCGAUCACGAGCAGCUUAAAAACUUUCAGGUCACUGUGAAGGCUCAGGACGCGGGAUUUCCACCUCUCAGUAGCAACGUCACAGUGAGCAUCUUUAUUUUGGAUCAGAACGACAAUGCGCCCCUGAUUUUAUCCCCUGUUACGCAAAACGGCACAACGCCGAACGCAAUCGUGCCAAGAUCAGUGGACGCGGGUUAUCUGGUGACUAAAAUCAAUGCAGUAGACGCGGACUCUGGACAGAACUCGCGGCUGAUUUACCAGAUGCUCCAAGCCACUGACUCCAGUUUGUUCAGUGUGGCUCUGUACACAGGCGAGAUCAGGACGAUGCGCCAGAUAGAGGAUAAAGAGCCCACCAGGCACAGGCUGGUCAUUCUGGUGAAGGACAAUGGUCAGCCUCCCCUUUCGGCCACAGUUUCCAUCAUUUUGUCAGUAGUUGACAGCUUGCCAGAUUUACAGCCUGAUUUGGGUGACCUUUCACAGAGCCUGCAUCACAGCUCCAGCUUCACCCUGUACUUAAUCAUGGCUCUGGGUGCAAUCUCCUUCACGUUCCUGCUGGCUAUCAUCGUCCUUGUUGCAGCCAGAAGAUUGAAGGGUAGAUUGCCCAGCAAGGCGUCCAGCCUCCCCUCCGUCAGCAGUUGCUGUGGCUGUUGCUCUCCUUCACAGCUCUCCUCCUCCAACACCACCACAACCACAGAGGUUUUCAAAAAGUCCAACCUGAAUGUCCGCAUGUCCUCUGCAGGUGCUUCAGGGUGCACUGAAGCCAGUAGCAGCGGCCCUCACCCGCAGGUGUACUGCUACAAAAUGUGUCUGACCCCUGAGUCUUCCAGAAGUGACUUCAUGUUUCUUAAGCCUUGCAGUCCGGUUCUUUCGGUACAGCAGAACAACACCAAGAGCACUGAUUACCUGACCUCAGGCUGGAGCACGCUGGAGCGUAACGAUAUAUCCAACAACCGAGGAACAAGCCCUAAUGAGCUUAGGUAUUCCCACAAGAACUUAACAUGGACCAAGAACCAGCGCAACUCGGCUUACAAAAGAUAUAGCUCAGCUAACAUGGAGGGUACUCUUUCACGGCAGCCAAAGUGUGACACAGACAGUUUCUCCGUGGCUCCACAGUACUGGACCUGGGGAAACCAGAUGAAUGAAUGCAAGAGAUCUCUUCAAGAGGCAGCCUCUCCUAACAGCUCAUGGACUCCGAAGCAAACUCAGCCUCAUUCCGAGGCAGCGGAUUAUCAGCACAAUGUUUACAUUCCUGGCUCCACGUCUGGCUACAGCACUCUGAAGCUGACGUCCAGAGGGGACUUGGACGUUUUCAACACCUUCUCCACCUUUGGCAAGAAAAACAAAUUUAUCUCCAGCUAUGAACAAACAUUUGACAUGGAUAAUGACAUCAUAAGCAAUUCCAUUUUUAAAUGAGUGUUGGAAGCUUUCAACUGUUAUAUUAUUGUCAUGAUUCGUAAACAUUCAUUGGAGACUUUGUUGCCCUUACUUUUUAUUAAGUUGUUUUAAAUUUACAAUUGAUUUCUAAACAGUGAUAGUAAGGUUUAACAAAUAAUGUAUGACUGAAACACAGCUUUUCUGUUUCACUCUCCGGUUUUUGUUGGGGUCGCCUAUUUGAUGAAGGGUUUUUUCUAAGCAAAUUAGCACUUCAUAUUAAGCCUGUAUUUGCUCGCAUAAAUGUAAAUAUUAUUGUAAAGAAAUUCACUAUAAUACUUUGUAAAUUCUGUAAGUAGUUACAUUUAUAAUAAUUCAUUCUAUAAAAUCAAAUACCUAUGACCAAUUAAACACUAUAAUUACUUCUAUUUAUUUUCAGUACAGUUCAAUGCAGCUCUUGUUUUAAAAGAGGUGUCGGGGCAGGAAAUAGCAUAACUUAUUUUGAAAUUAUUUCCAACUUUUUUAUCCACUGAUACAUUUUAUAUGUUUUCCUUACAGUGGGUAAAAUAAGAACUGAACAUGCCACCAUUUUUCUCAGUCAUAUAUUUCUAGUGUACUUUGUACAAAAGCCUUUGUUGGCAAUGACAGCUUCAAGACGCCUCCUGUAUGGAGAAAUUAGACGCAUUGAUUGAUUGACUUUAUUGAUCUCACAGUGGAGAAAUUUACUUGUUGCAUGCUGAAGUCUCUUAUUUAGCAAGAUUAUUAUACAGUUUUUGCACAGGGUAUUUACAUGGGUGUUUAUAUAGUUGGUUAUUAAUAUAUAUAGCUAUUGCACUGGGUAUCAAAUAUAAAGAAACAGGUAAUUGCAAAUGGGAUUAAAUAGUAAUAGCACAUUAUACAUUGCACAAGUUAGUGCAGUUGUAGUGUCGCAUUGUAGAAUCUGGUGGCAGCAGGGAUGAAUGACCUGCGGUAGCGCUCCUUUUUUACAACGGUGUAAAAGUCUCUCACUACAGGAGCUGCUCAGCUCCUCUACACUCUGGUGCAGUGGGUUAGAGGUGUUGUCCAUGAUGGAUGUAAGCUUGGACAGCAGUCUCCUCUCAGCCACUUCCUCCACUGAGUCCAGAGCGCAGCCUAGGACAGAAAUGGGAACAGCAUGCAUUGCUCAGGUAUACUUUUUGCCCAUUCUUCUACACAAACAGUCUUCAAAUCUUGAAGGUUUUAUGUGCCUCUUCUAUGAACUCUGAUCUUUAGUUCUUUCCAGAUAUUUUCUAUUAGAUUCAAUCAAGUCAGGUGAUUGUCUGGGCCAUUCUAGCAGUUUUUUUUUUCUUUCUCUGACACCGAUUGAGA
Molecule: messenger RNA, 4341 nt
Organism: Cyprinodon variegatus (sheepshead minnow)
Lineage: Eukaryota; Metazoa; Chordata; Actinopteri; Cyprinodontiformes; Cyprinodontidae
Product: protocadherin-10-like
Exons: 4
Coding region: 61-3036 (991 amino acids)
Biological process (GO): homophilic cell-cell adhesion
Cellular component (GO): plasma membrane
Molecular function (GO): calcium ion binding
Source: RefSeq, a predicted model, not a curated record